UGAACCCUGCCCAUUUUUUCUAACCUGAAUUGAUAUGCCAAAAUAUCAAUCACCACCAUUGGACUGUCUUUCUGUGCAACUGAUGGGCUAACCAAAUGGUGAGAAAAGGGCAGGUGAAUGCCAGACAGUUGUCACAUUUCAUAGGAGCGGGCCUUGCUGAUGACCACCAGCAGCAGGAAGAAGUGCAGGAGCAGGAGCUACAUGUAGAGGGAGGGCUCCAGGACAGCAUGGAGCACAGAGAUGGAGGUCCAAGACAGCUCUCUCAUGAAGCCCAGCCAUACCAUGGGGACGAGAGCCUCCUUCGCAGGAGCUACGGUGGAUUCGGGGUCAACAUGCAUCCACAGGGCAUUCCUCUGGGGUACAGACCCAGCGAAGAAGCGCCGCAGCGUGAGGACCCUCGAAACGCGAUCCACCGUCCAUACGAGCAGCGGGAAGUGGUUAACGUCCACCAGCCUGUGGAGCCUGUGAGAUGGAGCAGGGAGGAGGAGCCGGGGUACGAUGAGAGCAACAAGCAGCUAGCAGUUGCACAGAUGAUGGCAGAGAUGCAUCAGGGGAACAUGCUUCAGCAGCGCAGUAGUAACCUGAUGAUGAUGGCCAGUCAAAUGGGACAAGGAAGGUAUCAUCCAGAUUUCUUACAGACAGGAGGUAGGAUGCUAUUUGGUGCUCCACCUCCUAGAGUGAGCACAGAGGAACGCUUUCCCUAUCAAGCGGAGAUGAUGAGACAAAACCAGGCUAUGAUGUUUGGUAUGGCUCCACCGGCAAUCGAGAAGGGAAGGUUUGAAGAACUCUUUCAGCAGCAAAGAGGUAUGAUGAUGGACAUGGCUGCUAGGGGAAUAGGUGACUCCAGAAUGCAGGAGUUUUAUCUAGGACGGGGAGGGAUGGUUGAUCCUAGUCCUAGAGAGGCCAUCCACUCCAGGAAUCAUGUAGACUUUGGACACCCUCGGGUGGGAAUGGUGAUGGGUAUGAGCCAUGAUGGAUGGCGAGGCUCUGCAGAGAAUGUAGACACUGGUGAAGCUGAAGAUAUCAGGCAUGAGGUACCACUAGAUGGAGUCGAGACGAAUCAGCUGAAGGUAGAAUCACACAUGACAGAGCCAAGUAGGGAACAUUUUAUAGAUAGGCCAAUCUUGCCACACAGAGCGGAGCAAAGCCCCGACAGUACUCCAAACAUGAACAUCAUCCAACCUAAUCAUACAUUUACAAAUGAAGGGAUUAUUAAUGAGAGGGCUGUUCAGAGGAUUCCAGAAACUGUGGGUACUGUGAGUAAUAAUCUUCCAUUACCUGGAUGUGGGUCGUUAGGAGUCAGAGACACAGUGGCAGAGAUGGUGAUGGAAAUGGAGAGAAGGGACAGAAAAAAGAUGCAAGAGAUGAGUGGUUCAGACGACACUAGCAGUUCGGACCAAUCCGAUUCAGAAUCGGAAGCAGAAGAAACGGAAGGAAACAAGCCGAAGCACCACAGUAUUCCAGCCCAAGUUUCACCUUGUGAAGUGGACGAGACUUCCAAAGUCCUGCAUCCUGAUAGGAAUGACCUAAAGCUCCCACAUGAUUCCUACUCCCAGGAGAGUGGGAGUGAGAGUGAUGAAUCUUCCGUAGCUCCUUACCAUGACCUUGAAAAGAACCCAUCUUCUGUUAGUUCCCAGGAUGAUGCAGAAUCCCCCGGUCCUACCCUGGCAUUUUCUUUACCAGCUCCUAUGACUAUGAAAGCAAAGCUGAUGGCUGCAGUGCGCCAAGAUAUCAAGGAAGAGGAAAUGUCUGGAGAUUUGAGAACCCAUCAAAAUUCAGAUUUAUCCUCUGAUGAGAAACAUGACAGUGGGGAAGAAGCAGAGGAAAGUGCCAAUGAUGAAGCAGAUCCCAAGCUGCCCGAAAAAAAUCACGAAAAGUCCCUGAAUACCCUGCAACAAGAUAGUCCUGACAGUGACUUAUCCUCACACCCGGACAGUCAGCUUGACAUCAAGUGUGUCAGGAUGCCAAUGUGGCGUUGGAUCGGCCCCAAGCAGAGCAAAAGCACCCGCGUGACGCGGCAAAGUACCAAAAAGGGUAACCUGACGAUCCGAUUAGUCAAGAGGAAACAACCGCCAAAGAAACGUGGCAGAAGAAGAAAAGCUGUUGCUGUACCCAUCACCAAAGAAAGCUUCCCGACAGCAGUGCCCUGCGCCCAUCCCACCUACAAGAGGAGGGGCAAGGUCUUCCAGAAAGUGGUGAUGGAGGACAUGGUAGUCAUGGAUGGACAGAUCAUGACAGUCGCCAAGAGAGGGCGUCCCAGGAAGAUCAGGACAGAAGGGGAACUCCCUCAAAAGAGGGUGAGACAAAAGAGAGUUAACCAAGACGACAAGGGACCACCAAAGAAGAGAGGCAGACCAAGGAAAGAGCAUGCUGAUAAAGAUCAAGUUAAAAAGGUCAAGAGAGUAAGAAGCAAGAACAACUUGCCUAGGAACGUCAAGCUCAUCAGCAUUCCUGCCCCACAAAACAUUGAGAGCGAAAAGGAUUCCCCGGACAAGAAGACAAGCCGCGUUGGCCAUGGAGGGAAGGACUUUGGCUGCCCGUUCUGCGGGAAAGAAUUUAAGUGUGGCUUCCGGCUCAACAAGCACAUGCAGACGCACAUCCCCAAGGAAGUCCUGGAGCAGAACAAUGAGGGAACCAUCCAGAUGCAGCUGGCCCUGUCACCGGAUCGAGAGAAGCGGAUGGUGCGCUUCGACCAGUGUCAGUUCUGCAAGCAACUCUUCAUGGACCUGAAGGCACACAUCCGCAGGGUUCAUUCUGAAGCAGAGGAACACCUCUGCAGCAUAUGCGGGCACGUGCUCCGCAACAAGGAGAGUCUCGUCGCGCAUGAGAAACGCCACAAGGUUGUUGCUGCAGGUAAGAAGGAGUUCGUCUGCAAGGAGUGUGGCGCCGACUUCUUCUUCCAGACGGGACUCAAUCAGCACUCGAAGCGCCACCUCUCAGAAAGGGCGUGCGUCUGCGAGAUCUGCGGGAAAGCUUUCAAGACCACGAAGGAUCUUGAGAAGCAUAAACUUGUCCACACGAAGCCACACUCAUGCCAGGUGUGCAAACGGCGGUUUGGGCAGAAGUCCAACAUGAAAGCUCAUAUGAGGCAGCAUUCCGGUGACAAGCCGUUCCGCUGUGACCUCUGCAGUGCUUCCUUCACUCACAACGUCAGCCUGAAGACCCACAAGAAGAACACUCAUGGCAUUGAUUGGUGGAAGGAGAACGGAAAGAAAGAAGAGACAGAUGAGAAAAUGGAGAAGAUGGCGAUCAUGAAUGCAUGCCUGGACUAUUUCGGCAAUACUGGCGGUGGGAAUGGCCCAAAGUGGGAACCACCCGUCCCUCCCUCUAAUCCCAAUUCUAAUCCUCAUCCUAACCCCAUUAAUCCGCUCCACUCUCUUAAUCCCAUCAACGCAUUAAACCCCAUCAAUCAUUUCACCCCUAUCAACCACGGUCAGAUGAGUGAGGGUAACGAUGACCACACCCCAAUGCACCUUCCACACUUCACCCCACUCAACUCGUUGAGUGCGAUGCACCCUGAUACCAGGCCACACCCACUUGAAGACAUCAAACCGAUCGUCUAGACACAUUCUAUCUUAAAGCUCGGUUCACACAUAGUGCAGUAAACCACGUUUAAAAUGCUUGGGCAAAAUGAAAAACCCUAUGCAUAGUGGGUUUCACAUUUCUGUUUGUUCUAAAGGGAAGCCAUUUUUCAGGCUUCUGCCUCAUUUCAGAACCUGAAAUCGCACUAAUUCAGACUUUUUCAGCCUUCAUGCUAUACAGCAUAUUUUGGGCUCCGAAAUGAUGAACCACUUUUCAUUCUCUUCAGAUACAACCAUCUGGUAGUUAAAACACAAGAUUUUGGCGUAGGCACCUUUUCAUCAUCCCAAAUUUCCAGUCAUUGAUGCGUGAAAUGAUUUUAUUAUGCCACAGCAUUUUUAUGAAGGCGAUUUACCUGUUCAAAUGUGAACAAGCCGUAAUAAUUUUUGUUUGUUUCAUUGUAAGCAAUACUUGUGUACCAUGUGACGUGAAUAGUUGAUCCUUCAUCUUUCAUGCAAAGCAGAAUCAAAGCCUAGCCUUGAAGCUUGUUGUCUCGCACUCAGAGUGAAAAAGAUAAACAGAAGUCAGUGUCAUUGAAAGGAAACACAUCCUAUCAACAAUUUUCCAUAGUUGUACAGAAUAAAUGUUAAUCAGUUUCAUACAAUGGUGGGAACGGAAUAUUAUGUGAGAUAGAGUUUAAUAGAGGUUACUGGAUAUUAUUAAUUUCAGCAAUAUUGGACUUGGCUAUUGCGUAUUAUUUAUAUAUAUAUAUAUAUAUAUAUAUAUAUAUAUAUAUAUAUAUACUUUAAUUCAUUUCGUUAGAUAGACAUGGGAUGGAAAUAACCUGUAGUGUAUUGUGUUUUUGCCCAAAUUAACUUGCCAUUUAUUGCAUCAUUGGACUACUCGAAUAUUCAAACAGCUCUAAGUGAAAUCCUUCUGAGUGAAAUCCUUUAAAUUAAAUGUAAAUGUAUAUUAGCACUGUUUAACAUCAUCAAAAUGUACAAUUAGUUCUUGUAGUUUUCAAAUUUCACUUUUUAUUUCGUCUGAUAUAAGCUGGAGUACUCGGAGAGAUAAUAAGGUAAUACAGUCAAACCUGUCUACAGGGACCGCCCAAGGGAAACACAAAAAGUGGUCUUUGUAGACAGGUGGUCUUUGUAGACAGGUUCCUUUAGUACAUGUUUCAAUGAGAAACUAUUUUCAAGGGAAACAAAAAAUGUGCUUGUUGUAGACAGGUGGUCACUAAAGCAGGUUUUACUGUUCAAUGGUCAUAUCAUUUAAUCAUCUGAGAUGUGCGGGGUAAUGUAUUGGGCAAAGUGGUUUGGACUGGCCCUUGCAAGUACUGACUAAAGUAUUUCAAAACAUCCUUCCAAGAAUGUUUAAACUUGUGAUAUAAUGUUUGGAAACAAAUGAGUCUUUUUAAUGUUGUCACCAACCACUCAAAGAGGUCCUCGCCAAAUCAGACAGAGAGGGCUGCAUUAUAGCUCAGUAUUUUAUUAUUUUUUUUAUUAUUGGUCUAGAAUUCUGUUAUGGAUGAUCUUUUGGUUUGUAUGGC
This is a messenger RNA of Strongylocentrotus purpuratus (purple sea urchin), 5071 nucleotides long. RefSeq lists its product as uncharacterized. NCBI's taxonomy places the organism in Eukaryota, Metazoa, Echinodermata, Echinoidea, Camarodonta, Strongylocentrotidae. The transcript has 6 exons. Gene Ontology annotation, cellular component: nucleus. The coding region runs from base 96 to 3563 and encodes 1155 amino acids. The record is from RefSeq and is a predicted model, not a curated record.